ACGGCUGGAGUGGAACUGGUUGUGAAGUCAGUGAACAUCCCAGAGACCAGCGACAGUGUGGAACUGUACAUCUUUGACUCUGCCGGGAGGGAAACCUUUGUUGAAGCAUGUGAGAAGUUGUGGGGCCAGCCGUCUGUGUUGUGUCUGGUGUUUGACGUGAGCAGUGAGCUGUCAUUCAGUAACUGUGGUCGCUGGCUGGAGAGGGUCAGGGCCCACUGCCAGGGUCUGCACAUCCCAGGUGUGUUGGUGGGUAACAAGUCGGACCUGUCCUCGCGGAAGGAGGUGGAGACCUCGGUGGCCCAGGAGUGGGCCCAAAGCCAGGGGCUGCAGUACCACGAGACGUCCGCUAAGGAGAUGGAGAACUGUGAAGCUCCCUUUCUGAGUCUAGCCCAGCUGUUCCACGCUCUCUACCAAGACAGACUACAGACCAUACAGAAUCUGGCCUAACAUUCUAGAACCUGGCCUAACAUUCUAGAACCUGGCCUAACAUUCUAGAAUCUGGCCUGACAAUCUUGAACCUGAACAUUCUAGAACCUGGCCCUAACAUUGUAGAACCUGCAGAAUAGAAUCUGGCCUAACACAUAAAUAUCUACUACAUUGUAUAUAUUCUGUUUCUAUGGCCUCAAGAAAGGAUAUAUAGAUUAUAUUUCUAUGGAUUCUAGGACCUGGCCCAAUGUUCUAGAACUUGGCCCAACAUUCCCUAAGUGAAAAAUACUGCCUCUGACAGUGAGACAUCCACCUUACAUUGGGGUGGAGAUUAAGAUGAAACUGUUAUCUACAAUAAUUAAUGUUCUGUAUAUUCUUCACGUUGUCUGAGUUAUGCAGGAGAACAUGAUAACUUGUAUUAAAGUUUGAUUUCUGUACAGUA
This is a messenger RNA of Oncorhynchus masou masou (cherry salmon), 868 nucleotides long. RefSeq names its product intraflagellar transport protein 27 homolog. Gene Ontology annotation, molecular function: GTP binding; GTPase activity. The transcript has 5 exons. NCBI's taxonomy places the organism in Eukaryota, Metazoa, Chordata, Actinopteri, Salmoniformes, Salmonidae. Gene Ontology annotation, biological process: intraciliary transport; vesicle-mediated transport. The record is from RefSeq and is a predicted model, not a curated record. Gene Ontology annotation, cellular component: intraciliary transport particle B; sperm flagellum. The annotation marks the transcript as partial.